AUGAAUAGAAAGAAAGUGAGGCUUGCUCUGAUUGAAAGUGACACUGAGAGGAAAGCCUCAUAUAAGAAAAGAAAGACAGGGUUCUUGAAAAAGGCUCAAGAACUCAACACCCUUUGUGAUGUAGAAAUUGCUACCAUCGUCUAUAGUACUUACCACAAUGAACCUGAGGUGUAUCCAUCUCAUGGUGCUGCUAUGACUACCAUUAAAAAGUUUAGGGAGCUGCCUGUGACGGAGCAAACAAGAAACAUGGUGACACAAGAAGAUUUCACUAAGCAACGAAUCAAGAAGUUGGAGAACCAAAUUAGAAAGGUAAGUAAAGAGAACAGGAUCAAAGAAUUCACUAACAAAAUGUAUGACAUAUUGGGUGGAAAAGAUAUUCCUACUGAUAUGCACCUUUAUGAUCUCAAUGAUCUGAAGUAUGUGAUCAACCAAAACCUGAAUCAAGUACAUGAAGCGAUGAAACUGAAGGCAGGCAGAGAGGGUCCCACAUCAAAUGACCCUCAACCAGGAUCGGCGGUUCCUGGUGGGACCAACUUCGAGGGGCCAAGGGUUCCUCUGUUGGUCUCUCAUGUGGCUCCAGCGAUGGUUCCUAGUGAGACCAACUUAGAAGGCCCGAGGGAUCCUCUGUUGGUCCCUCAUGUGGCUCCAAUGUCGGUGGUUCCUCCAGUGGCUCCAACGGUGGUUCCUUCAUCCACUCCUCCUCAAGUGUCACUACUAAUGUUUCAUCCGGUGGCUACUUCGUGGGUUCCUCCUAUAAGCCCGUUGUGGGUUCCUCCUCCUUCUCCAGCUCCCCUAUUCUCUUCACAAUUGUUUCUCUCAAUGGUUCCACCAUUGUAUCCUUCGAUUCCUCAACAAAUGGCUCUUAGAAGGGCUCCUAGAGCGGCCCCUCCAAUGUCUCCAACAAUGACUUCUGCGUUGUCUUCUUCUAUGUUUCCACCAAUGACACCACCAAUGGCCCCUUCAAUGAAUAUUCACUCCAUGGAAUCAAUGCCGAUGAGUAGUUACCAAAAUUAUUCCUAUGACAUUCCACAGAGUUCUGAAUUAUCUGAGAUGUUGUACUGGGAUGAUGAUGUGAUGGCUUUUCUUGAUGAUCCAUCUUUUGACGACACUAAUGUUCAAGAUCCAAACCACAACAAUGAUAUCUAA
Molecule: messenger RNA, 1146 nt
Organism: Lycium barbarum (goji berry)
Lineage: Eukaryota; Viridiplantae; Streptophyta; Magnoliopsida; Solanales; Solanaceae
Product: agamous-like MADS-box protein AGL86
Exons: 1
Coding region: 1-1146 (381 amino acids)
Biological process (GO): positive regulation of transcription by RNA polymerase II
Molecular function (GO): RNA polymerase II cis-regulatory region sequence-specific DNA binding; DNA-binding transcription factor activity, RNA polymerase II-specific; protein dimerization activity
Source: RefSeq, a predicted model, not a curated record